AUCUAUGCAACCAGGAAUACAGGGACAGGGACUUGCGUUUGACAUUUCUGUCACGUUUUCUAACCUCAAAAAAUUUAUUAUAUAAAUUUUUCAUAUUUUUGUCUAGUAAUAGAAGGUUUUUUUAGUUAAAAAAUGCAGGGAAUUAACAGAAUAUUCACCCGAACCAGUUUAAGACAGUGGAGGAGUCUUCAUAAAGGAGCUCUUAACUUCCAGUCAACUGAAACCGUAUCAGCACCCAUAGAGAACCUUACUAUACCUCCCCCCAGUGGUGUAGACACACCAGCUUCACCAAAAAUCGAAAAACUAGUCACCGAAAUAUCACAACUCAACCUAAUUGAAGUUUCCGAGCUCAGUACUUUACUCAAAAAAAGACUCAAUCUCCCCGACGCUCCUGCCUUUCCUGUAGGAGGUUUUAUAGCUGCCGGAGCUCCCAAAGAGGAAGAGGAGGAAGAAGCGCCACAGAAAGUCAAGACAGUUUUCACGGUGAAGCUUUUGAAGUUCGACGAAAAACAAAAAGUGGCUUUGAUCAAGGAAAUUAAGAAUUUGAUGGAAGGUAUGAAUUUAGUACAGGCCAAAAAGUUCGUAGAGAGUGCCCCCGCGAUAGUUAAAGAGGAAGUUCCAAAAGAAGAGGCGGACAAAUUGAAGGAAGCUAUAGAGAAAGUGGGAGGUACAGCAGAAAUAGUUUAAAUUAAUUUUGGAUGGUUUUUAAGUUAAGUAUCGUAGCUCUAAUUGUAUUUUUUAACGAAAUAAAUGUUUUAAAAUAAUCUA
Messenger RNA from Sitophilus oryzae (rice weevil), 768 nucleotides. RefSeq names its product 39S ribosomal protein L12, mitochondrial (gene mRpL12). The record is from RefSeq and is a predicted model, not a curated record. Gene Ontology annotation, cellular component: ribosome; mitochondrial large ribosomal subunit. Gene Ontology annotation, biological process: mitochondrial transcription; translation. The transcript has 2 exons. Gene Ontology annotation, molecular function: structural constituent of ribosome. NCBI's taxonomy places the organism in Eukaryota, Metazoa, Arthropoda, Insecta, Coleoptera, Curculionidae. Bases 133 to 687 code for a protein of 184 amino acids.